Ipomoea triloba (trilobed morning glory) is the source of this 1205-nucleotide messenger RNA. RefSeq names its product protein TIC 22-like, chloroplastic. The coding region runs from base 105 to 989 and encodes 294 amino acids. Gene Ontology annotation, biological process: protein transport. The transcript has 7 exons. Gene Ontology annotation, cellular component: chloroplast. The record is from RefSeq and is a predicted model, not a curated record. Lineage: Eukaryota; Viridiplantae; Streptophyta; Magnoliopsida; Solanales; Convolvulaceae.
CUCCGCCACGGCGCCACCACUCUCCCAAAACCAAAAACCCCCCGAAAACCCUCCCUUUAGCAGUAGGCAGUAGCAGAGUAACAGUGUAGUGGGAGAAGAACACCAUGAAUUUCUUCAACAAACCCAAACAGCCACUCACCAAUUCUUCUUCUUCUUCUUCUUCACCGCCCCAAACUCCUCACCUCUUUCUCCAGCAAGCCUUCACUUCCCUCCAAGCCAACGUCUCCAAUUUCCUCCAAAACGCCCUUCCAAAACCCCCUUCUCCUUCCUCUUCCGAAUCCCCAGCAUGGGCCCGUGUUUCCAACUUCAAUAACAUUCUCAACACCGCCGCCGCCUCUUCGGCUACCGGUCGGUCCACUCGGGGGAACGAUGCUAUGUCUUCGGCGGCAAUUAAGGAGCGAUUGGCCGGAGUACCGGUCUACGCCCUCACCAGUCCUGGCGAAGAAUUUGUGUUAGUUUCUCCUGUCAGAAGCGAAACAAGUCUCGGCCUUUUUUGCCUCAGUGAAGCCGAUGCCACGGCUCUACUUAACCAAAUGACCUCCAUUGACCCUUCUAUGCGCAAAGGCUCUAGAGUCGUCCCUGUGGCUCUCAACGAGGUCGUCCAGCUUAAAGUUGAUGGUGUGGCUUUUAGGUUGAUUCCAGAGGCGUCUCAAGUAAUGAAUGCAAUCAAGGAGCGUAAAAGGAAUGGUACAUCUGAUAAUGAAACCUUUCGUGGGGUUCCAGUUUUCCAGUCAAAAAGCUUAGCCCUGAGGAGCGACGAUAAAAGAUAUCGUCCAGUUUUCUUUAGGAAGGAGGACCUGGAGAGGUCUCUUUCUAGAGCUUCCAAAGAACAGAAUUUACUGAACCCCACCUUAAAGGGAGGAGAUAUUCAGGUUUCUGUUCUUGAGGAUAUAAUACAAGGGAUGAAGGACAGCUCAACGUCAACCUGGAACGACGUCGUUUUCAUCCCUCCUGGUUUUGAUGUGUCAACUAAUCCUCCCCGCGGUUGAUUUCACCUUUUGCCUGGCCACCGAUUUUGCACUUGUUCGAAAGAAUGCGCUCAUCUUUUACACCCAAAUCCAGACUUAAUAGCAGUGUAUCCUUUCUCUUAUCUCCAAAUUAGAGUGUGUAUUACAUUCUCAUUUUCUCACCUCAAGUUGGAUUGCCAUUUGUAAAGUAACUAUGACCAUAUGUCAAUGAGACUAUUAAUAUUCAAUGUUGUCCAA